AUGCGUGCGCUGCGGUCUGGUCUUCUUCCGGUUGUCGGAGCUCUCCUUUGGACCUGUCUCCUUGGCACAGCGGCUGCAUCAAUACUUGACGCCGUCAGCAGUGACAUGCUUUGUCGCUUCAUUAUGUGUGCUUCGACCCUUCUUCUGCGUGCGCGCCGGCCGCUCCUCCUUUUCGGCGUCUCUGUGCUUCUCUGUUCCACCGCCCUCCCCGGCGCCGCAGCCGUGCAGUUGCCACCGUCAAGGACAGAGUCCGCUGUGUCUUGUUCUGCCUGUGCUGUGGUGGGUCAUAGCACCGCAGUUGGCCGUACCAUCCCGACCCCAUGUAGGGGUAAUCUGGUACUUCCCUCUGUGCAUGUUUCUCCUCUGUCCGGUGCGGACGUUGGGGGACACAGCAUUUGUGACGCUGUUGAGGAAUUAGAGGAUUGGGAUCUUGCGUCUCUGCAGACGCUUCUUGACCGCAGUGUUGCGUUUUCUGCCCGCUGGGCCUUCCUGAGCGCCACCCUGUUGGAUACCCUCCUUGAGCAUUUCGGUGGCAAUCUCUCGCAGUCCACACACAUGGCUAUCCCAGCCGACUCUUCAACACGAGUCCCUGGCCCUUUGCGCUUGACUGAGCACUUGCCCAAUGCAGUUACUUUCGACAUCGCUAGUGCUGCAUUCUGCUCCAGGUGUGACAUCGAUAAGGUUGCAAGUGUGACACGACCACACUGGCAGCUACAAGAAGCGGUGCCCGCAGAUGCAGCCAUCGCACAUACCUGGGCUCCGUGCCCGGUAGCGAUUGCCUGUUUGGAGCGCCUCGACCUUUACACAGAUGGUUCCUUCGGCCUUGGAACGAGCGCUUGGGCCUUCGCUGUUUUCGGCACUCUGCAGGGUACUCAGGUUUUUGUCGGUUGGGCUGGUGCGCCUGUUCACCCUCAUGCGUGGCUGCUUCAGGCUCCUAAGCAUAUCCCGACUGCCAUUCACGCUGACUGUGAGGUCGCCCUCCGCCAGGCCACUGGCCGCUACGGCUCGGCCACCCAUACAGGUCUAGCUGUUGCCUGCCGUCACCUGGGACCGGCGGUUCAAGCAGUACACCCAUGCUUCGAUCCCAAUAUCUCCCAUGUGCGAUCACAUCAAGGACAGCCCUGCAACGAACUUGUCGACCGCCUUGCCAAAUAUGUCAACCAAUGCGGUGUUGCUCACGCUUGUGAGUCCUCUGGUCUCACGAGUCUUGCUGGCUUGUGCCGUUCACACGGGUUGGCAUGGCUGUGGCUUGCCAUUUCCGCCAUGCAGGCUCCUACACAAUGGCCACAAUACCUCCACUCUGGUUUCCUUGACAAGGACCAACUGGCCGAUGCCUCUUCCCUGGGUGAUGAUGAGUGUCGGGCCCUAUUCGGACUGCACCGGGAUGCCACGCCCACACCAUCGCCCACCUCCUUCUUUGCUCGACUGUGCAUGUUCACCUUGAAUGUCCAGUCGCUUGCGGAGACAUCCACGGUGGAGGAGUCGCCUGCCUCCUCUGGAGACUUCAAGGGCCGCGCGGCCUUUCUGCGGGAACAGUUGGAUUAUUACGGGGCUCACGUUGUUGCUCUACAGGAAGCAAGAGCCAAAACAGACAGCACCAUGAUUUCCCAGACGCACGUCAGAUACUGUACGGCCAAAGACCCACAGGGGAACUUCGGUGUUGAGCUAUGGUUUUCUCGGCUGAAGUCCUUUGCCACUGCCGGGGGUUUUCUCGGGGCAGCCUUCGCAUCCUUUUCGUUGCUAUACAUGCCCCGGGAGCGACACACCCCCAGCAUGCGGAUUGGUGGAACGGGCAUGAAGCUCGGAUGGCUCUUGGGCCGGUGCGGGAGCCGACCAUCCUAUGAUCGAGCCGCCAUGCUUACAGAAGAGGGAAUAUUUGACUCGAUCCCUGGCGAAUGCAUUCCCUGCCGUUCGCGGUCAGUCCAGGACCCGACGGCCCUUGUCACCGCUUGUGUUUCCCAGCAAAAAGCGCGUGACCUCGAGGACCUCGCCCUCUCUUUUGAGGAUGUUCCGACUCUUUCAGAGUUGGAGGCUGCUUUCAGAAGCACGCAACUGCACCGUGCCUUUGGGGUCGAUGCUAUCCCGGCUGAAGCCUUGCAUGCUGCGCCGGGGAUGGCCGCUCGAGCUUUCUUCGGGGUCGUGCUCAAGUCUUUCAUGCGAGUUGAGGAGCCCAUCCAGUGGAAGGGUGGGUCAUUGUACUCCGUAUGGAAGGGCAAGGCGGCACCACACCUCUGCUCUUCGUACCGCGGGAUUCUCGUAUCUUCCACUGUUGGGAAGGCCUAUCACAAAAUUCUCAGGCAACGUAGCGUGCCAGCGCUCACUGCUGCUGCCACACCACUGCAGGUAGGCGGCUUGCCUCGGCGGCCUGUCACGCUCGCUGCCCACGUGGUGCGAGCACACCAGUCUUGGGCAGCUUCCCGCGGUUACUCUCAGGCAACGGUGUUCCUCGACCUUCGAGAAGCCUUUUACCGCAUUAUGCGGCCUCUCGUUGUCGGCUUCACGGGCACAGAUACCGAUAUCGCCAACAUCAUCCGUGCUGUUCAGCUUCCCCCGGAAGUCAUGCACGACCUACACAGCCACCUGCAGCAACAGUCCCUGUUUGAGCAGGCUGGAGCCUCGCCAUGGCAGGCUGCAGUGACCACCGAGGCUCUAUGUUGUACCUGGUUUCGAUUUGAGCGUACGGAACACCUUACUGAAACCGGUAUCGGUACCCGCCCGGGGGACAAUCUGGCGGAUAUUGUCUUCAGCUUCGUUUUCGCCAGAGUGUUGCACCAGGUCCGGUCCACAGUUGAUGCUGCCCUCGGCGUUACCAAGGUCCCGUGGCACGGCGACAUGUUGGCUAAUCCCUGGCCUGUUGUGUCGGCACCCCAGGAGCAUCUUCCCCUUCUGGAUUGCACCUGGAUGGACGACGCGGCACUUGUCAUCCAAUCUGCUGUUGCCGAUGACAUGCCGGAAAAGUUGCGCUGCACCAUUGGGGCCCUGCUUGAUGGUUGCCUGGGUCGUGCCCUUUUACCCAAUCUAGACCGCGGCAAGACCGAGGCUAUUUUGGCAUUAACUGGACGGGGAUCACGCAAACUGAGGGCGGCUUUGUUUCGGGACGCCGCGCCCCACAUUGCAGCGCAGAGCGAGCUUUGGCCUUCGGCCCAAGUUCGCCUUGUCCCCUGCUACCGUCACCUGGGGGGCCUCAUCCACCACAGCGGCUCCCUUCUGCGUGAACUGCGGCACCGCACGGCCCUUGCUUGGAGUGCUUGUAACCGUCGUCGCAAGAAGGUAUUUGCUUCCAGCUUCGUUGCAGUCGCUGACAAGCGCUUCUGUUUGACUCCCUUGUGCUCUCUGUGCUACUUUAUGGUGCAGGAGCAGUGUUUGACGACGACAUACUUUCAAAUGGCGUGUCAUCUUCUCCGUCCACAUUACGACGUCCUCCAGGCCAGGCAUCUGGGGCAGGCCCGCGUUCUGGCCCUUGCAGGGCUCCCUGCCAUCCCCACUCUGCUCCACCUUGCGCGCCUCCGACACCUUGCGUCGUGUGUCAUUGACAGCAUUCCAGACUUCUGGGCACUGCUACACGCGGAGGGGGCAUGGCUGGACUCUGUGAGGGAGUCCUUGCACUGGCUGCACGGUCUCCUUGAACCGGAAGCACCACCCGACUCGCUGCAUGCUUGGUGGCUGAGCAUCCGGUCUAUCAUACAGCGUGCACCGGGUACCUGGAAGAGAAUGCUACGUAAAGCCCAGCAGAGGGCUACCCGCCAGGAAGCAUGGGCCUCAGCAUCUACCUUCCACAUCGGUCUCCUGGUGCGACAGCUCCGAUAUGCUGGGGCCAUCCUGAUUUCUUCUCUUCCAGAGGGCGAGCACAGCCGACAGUGCUGCGGCCCUUGCCGGAAGGUCUUCCGCAAUCUUCAAACAUGGUCGGUUCAUGCCUUUAAGACCCGUGGAAGGUGCACAGUUGGACGCGGAGUCCUUGCCGGCACACAAUGCCAGAAAUGCCUUCGGCACUUCAGCACCAACCUGAAACUGUGCAAGCACCUCUCCUAUAGUACCGCCUGUCGGCGCAGUCUUCAGGCGGCUGGGCACUUUGCUCCGGUUGAACCGGGACAGGGGAGCACCAAAGGCGACGAUCCAGGACGGUUCCAGGUUCCGGUCCUUCAGGCACAAGGGCCCACCCUUCCGUUCUUGUCACAACAGUGGGCUGACGAGCCAACCCGCCCAGUUGCCGAGGUCAUCGACUGCCUACACCAUGUGGGGGCUGACGUCACUGAGGAUGAUGCCUCUACUGUCUGGGAACAGGUGCGUGUUGCCUUCGCUUGUGUAUGCGCUACCACCUCGCGUCUUCGCAUCACAGCCGAGGUCUUUGCUGAGUCAUUGGCAGGUCGCCGAGACCUUCAGUCGUGGCUUGUGGUGCUUUUGGGCCAGAUCAUGAUCUGGAUCCAGACGGCUGACCUUGUCGAUUGGCUUGUUCCGAGCGCUGACCCGAUUCCCGAGCCAUGUCAGAACGUCGGUGCAAUCACCUUGCCUCGCCCGCUCCCUCGAUCGGCCGACUCCGUUUGCGUUUCUGUGGGACCCGGUCUAUGGUGCAAGGAGUCCGCCCGACGGGGCCCGCUCAGCCUCACUUUUCCCUUUGACGAAUGUCUUACCACUCUGAGCUCGGGGUCUUGUCUCUCCUUCUUGGAGGGCCCCUUUGAUGAUGUCUCUUUCGACUUGUGCUUGGAUUCUUGGAUGGGGUUUUCCCAGGCCCCGGGUAUCCAUCUCCCGGCCAAGGCGUAUCACGCCUUGCUGUCGCUCGAGACCCUCCUCGGUGACCUCUUCCGCUUUGCCCUUCGACUUUGGGGCCAGGGCGUGCCUACUCGGCUUUUCUGUCGGCGUUCAGCCAGAGCACACCUGUACCCUCUUUUCGAACUUAGGGGCACUGUCCUGUCAGAGCAGACAGAAUGGGAUGUUAUCUCGAACAGCGGAGGAAUUCCCGAGGGCUCUCUGUUUCACCUUAAUUAG
This is a messenger RNA of Symbiodinium sp. CCMP2592, 4983 nucleotides long. The record is from the annotation of a GenBank genome assembly. Lineage: Eukaryota; Dinophyceae; Suessiales; Symbiodiniaceae.